Molecule: messenger RNA, 2746 nt
Organism: Rhagoletis pomonella (apple maggot)
Lineage: Eukaryota; Metazoa; Arthropoda; Insecta; Diptera; Tephritidae
Exons: 10
Coding region: 1-2649 (882 amino acids)
Source: RefSeq, a predicted model, not a curated record
AUGGAAUGGAAUGAGAAGAAGAUAAAUACUAGCACUUCUUACGACUUGUAUGCAAGCGAAUACUUGCAACAAAAUGUUGCACACUUGCUGUGGCGUCGUCACCAGGCAGUGAUGCAUAUCUGCGGCCCUAUGAAUGAAACGAACAAGCGUAAAAAACUUAAAUCACGCACAGCUACAGUACCUAGUAGUAGCGGCCAAGGUCAUGGGCAUGGUGAUGGCUAUAUGAAGGAUCACUUGGAUGCCUGGCUGGAGACUUGUCUCAAGGAUGCCUCUAAUACACAAUUAUCCUCCUCAUCGGAAUUUUUAGAUUAUAAUCCGACACCAACGAGCACUGGAGGGUGUGGUGGCGCUGGCGGUAGCGGUAGCGGUAACGCUGGUGGUGUGAUAAAUCCACAAAAAUUUAUACAACAACAAAUGCAACAGCGACACCAGCACCAACACCAACAUCAACAUAGUCAGCAGCAUCAGCAACAGAAUCAAGCAUAUCUUUCCAACACUAGUUUAAAUAACGCGAAUCAGCCGUCGCAAUUUUCUUAUGCACAACAGCAACAACAACAACAACAACAAAACUUAUCUCACCAGCAGCAGCAGCAGCAGCACCAACAUUCACGCCAACAACAAUUUGGUUUGCCAGUGGGGCCAGUGUCAUUUGCAGGCGGCUACACGGGCGGCGGUGGCAGUGGCCCCUUCAGCCAAGGUUUUCAACGUAAUGUGCCAAAUUACAUGAAACACUCCAACUACAACAAUCGCUAUUCCAUGAUGUUCCCGCAUAGUGGCAUGGGUCCUGGAAUCGGUGGAUACUAUCAACAAAGCGAUGGCCAAGAUUUUGCCAGCCUGCCGCCCAUUGUGAAUAUGAUGGGUGGCUCAUCGGAAUUGGAGAAUAAUUCAACAGAUGUACUCGAUGGCAGUGGUAGUAAUCCCAACAUGAGUCGAGGUUUCCGUUUCAGCGAUCCCUGUCUAUUGAAUCCCUCCGAUAAUGAUUCGAAAGUGAGUGGCCAAAAUACACCCGAUCAACGCAAUCCGCAGCUAUCCAGCGAUUUAGAGAAUAAUAAAUUCUUUGCCGCUUUGAUGGAACAAAUUAAUUUAUUGCACGAAACAAAUACGAAAAUUUGUCGAAAUCUACACGAAACAAAAGUUGAUAUUGAAGCUUUAAAGCACGCACCCAAUUGGGGUUUGAGACACCGUAGAGAUAGCUUGAGUGGAUUAAGUACACACAGCCAACCCAUGGUAUUUGGCGGUGGAUUUGGUGGUAUGCAAAGUCCAGCGCCAACUUAUCAUUCAGGCGCCUACACACCCGGCAUGAUGACCGAUGUGGUACGUGAAGUGAAGGAAGCGGCACGCGUGCGCGAAGAUGCGCUACUUAAUCGGGUUAAAGCGAUGGUCGAAGAACGGCAGUGGGCAUUUAAUGAAAGCAAUUUGCGCAUGAUGCGCGACAUUGAGGAGCUCAAGUCACAAGUUCAUCACAUGCGUGCCGAUCGUAAAGACGCCAACAAACGCAUUACUCAUCUCGAAGCGGAGAACAAGUAUAUGCGACAAAUGCUGAGCAACCUCUUCAAUCAACGCAAUACGCCCGAUGUGAUCUAUGAGAAUGAGACGUUGCGCACACAACGCAAAUCCUUUCCAACCGCGCCAGCACGUCGCUCACAGUCGAUGAAUCUGCAUUACGGCACCAUACACCAUCAACCGCCGACCGUAGCGCUCACAGUGGAUGAGCAGGAUGAGCGACUGCAUAUCGUCGAAGCAGCUACACCACGUGCCGCCGACAUGGUGACCGUAAGUGAUAGACGCGCAGCAGAAUUGCGCAGCUCAUUCUCAAGCUCGGACGGUGGUGGUAGCAUAGGAGCGGGUAGUCCAGGUGCAGGUGCUGGUGCUGGUGCUGGUGGUGGUGGUGGUGGCGGUGCUGUACGUAACAAUGGUGCCGUCAGUGGUAUAGGCAUUUGUACAGUAACUCCCUUGCCUAAUGGUAAUACUACUAUUGCAUCCAGUCAACAACUUAUGUCGCCGCCUAAUUUUGCAUUAAUAUCAACGUCCGUCGAAGAGGAGAUGGAAGUGAAACAGCGAAAAAAGAAGGGCAAGAAGCUGCCUAACGUUGCUGGUAGUUCGAAGCGAAACGGUGACACUCAACGCUCUGGUGAUGAUGAUGAUGAUGACGAUGGCGGUCAUGUUGUUGAUGAUGAUGAUGAUCGCGAUGCUGAUGGCGAAGGCAAACUGUCGACAAAGGAGCUGCAGCAGGAACUACAGGACGCGGUGGCAGCGCGUAAGGAGGCCGAUAAUCGUGUCAUUGCGCUUGAGAAUAUGGUAAGAACACAACAUCUGAAUUCCAAAAAAGCCAACAACACCAUAACCAACCAACCAACAAUCCAUCCAUUCGCGGCGGCGUCAGUUGCAUAUACUUGUAGUAGUCUUACUAAUGGUACUAGUGCAAAUGCUGGUGAAGGUUUUGGUACGUCGACACACUAUGCCGGUGGCACUUAUAACAUUAACCCAUGCACUACCAUUAACGUCUCAUCGCCAUCAGCCACAUCGGCAAUUGUACAACCACAUCAAAAGCAACAUAAGGCACAUACAAUCGUCUCGGCCAGCAUUAUCGGUGGUGUAACACAAUCGCCAACCAAGUUAAGCCUCGCUGGACCCAUAACUGAUUUAUAGUUCUAGCUAACAACCACACAGCGGCGAGUUCGUGUCACGCAUUUCUGACCCAAAUUUGCAUUUGUGUGCUGGCGGUCUAACUUGGACGUGAAAAAAA